This is a messenger RNA of Prorocentrum cordatum, 399 nucleotides long. NCBI's taxonomy places the organism in Eukaryota, Dinophyceae, Prorocentrales, Prorocentraceae. The record is from the annotation of a GenBank genome assembly.
GCGAACGUCGACGCCCUCAGCAAGAACGGUUCCACCCCGCUCCUGGUCUCGGCGCGGGAGGGCCACACGGCUGUGUGCGACGCGCUGCUGCGGGCUGGCGCGGACGCGGACGACGGGGGCGACAAGGGCUGGACGCCCCUGCUGGUGUCUGCUGGCGAGGGCCACAUGGAGGUCUGCCAGGCCCUGCUCCAGUACCAAGCCAACCCGCAUGGAUUUACGGGGGACGGGCGCUACGAGCGCAGCGCGCUGCAGGACUCAGGGCGGCCGAGCAGGGUCACGCGGCCGUGGCGAAGCUGCUGCUGGAUCACCGCGCCGACCCCCGCCACAGCUACGACGAAGGCACCCGGCAGGUCACCGCCUACGAGCUGGCGGAGCGGAAUGGGCACUCGAAGGUGCUGA